Microsporum canis CBS 113480 is the source of this 3804-nucleotide messenger RNA. RefSeq lists its product as hypothetical. Lineage: Eukaryota; Fungi; Ascomycota; Eurotiomycetes; Onygenales; Arthrodermataceae. The transcript has 4 exons. The record is from RefSeq and is a predicted model, not a curated record. Bases 1 to 3804 code for a protein of 1267 amino acids.
AUGGAUGCGUUUCCCGCCAGUUAUGUCGACCACAACCUUCCGCUGGUUCUUCUGUCAGGCCUCAGCUCGCAAGAGGAGUCCCUGUCUGCAGAGCCAGAGCCUGGCUUUGACGGCUCGGACGGCGGAGUUUGCAUCUUCUCGGAUUUUCCGCCUGUAACUGGUGCCACUGCAGAUGGAUUGCUAGCUUCCCUGCUGGCGGAAGAUGCCUCAGACUGGCCGUGGAACGCGAGAUAUUUCAGUCACAGGUCAAAUGGAGUCGGGUUUAGGAUUAGGGCAGCCGCAAGGACAUACACCCUCCCCCCACAAAAGGCUGUGAGGUCUACCGCUACAGAUACUACUGCUACUGCCCAAGGCCAUGAAGAAGGGCUGGGGGCCCCUCUCGUCCUCCAUUCGCCGCUUUCCCCCCUGACUCCCGGAUCCGAGGUCUUUCCUGAUGGCAUAGUCACUCCUAGAUGGAUCAGUAAACACCAAUGCCUUGUUCCGGCGACGUUCAUCAACUUCUUUCCCCUCACCACCGACACAAACAUGGCCUCCCUUAAGGAUAACCAGCUCAAGAUAGAGAUCAAUAGUUUAAAAAGGGAUUGGGCCCAGUCAGGGUAUAAAACUCGAUUUAUCGUCGUCUUCUUGUUUGAAGACGGGCCCGUUUUAGAUGACGCCAAUUACCGUAUCUCGAGUAUUAGAAAGGCUACCGGCCUGGAUCCUAGGAACGUCUUCACCCUCCCACCAAACCCAAACCCAGUCGAUAUCCAGAGAUUUGUAAAGUCCUUAAUCUCCGCCCUCCAGGGACCUGCAGUGGAAUACUACAGAGACUUGUCAAAGCAUAGCCGACGGAAACGAAACCGGAGCAGUAUUCCACCUCCAACCGCCCCCCCGACGAGCGGGACGUCACAGACUCUGUCCCUCCAGGGUUGGAAUGUUCGCUAUGAGUUCAAACUGGGUGUCUUUGCUGAGUUUCGUCAAGAGAUGGAUGCUGCCUGUCACAACUACGAGGGUGCGUACGACCUCCUCUUCGGAGAGGAGGUGUUUGGAUCGAUUGCUGGAUGGAGCCCAAAAUUUAAUGACGCCCGUAUGUUCGCAGACGUGCUUGCUUUACGGAUUCUACGGUGUUACUUGUGGGUUGAACAGACCACACCCGCCGUUCAAUUCUGGAAUGCGCAUAGAAGGCGGAUUCGGGAUAUCGUUACUCGCAAAGGAAAAGGGACAAGUAACUACGGAUGGGAGGCCUGGGAGGUGAACUGGUCCCUGGUGAUGGCACAACUACUGGAUCGCUCCCAUCUCGCUAGCUUUAUAGGCCGUGGGAAUCCCCCAGGCACCGGUGGUGAUCCAAGAGAAUCAGUCUACAUACUCUCUGAAAAGGCGGUCCUUUCGGGAGAGCGAAUAUCUCCCUGGGAUUUUCUCCACCACCGUGGCUACUGGCUAACACGGGCGGCUAAGCAUGCCGCUCGUCGGAGGCUCCUCGCUGAGAAAAUUCCACGGGAGGACCGUUCACCACCAGACCAGUCAUCGGGAUCACAGCGGAAAGCCUGGUCUAAUGUCUAUGACACAUACCAGGCUCCUGAACCUCAUAUCGAAUACCCCCUUGUUGACCAACCAGGCACCAACUACUCAAAGCAAAUCUUGGGCUUUCUAGGAGAAUCAGUAGCCGAAUUCGCAAAACGAGGCCAACUUCGUAUUGUGGAAAAGCAGAAGUUCGAGAUGGCUAAAGAGUAUAUCCGCCUCGAGUCUUGGGCAGAUGCCCUUCAGAUUUUGCGACCACUAUGGCUUCUGCUUUCUUGGAGAGACGAGGGAUGGUGGAACUUGAUGGAAGAAUGCGGCUGGUUACUCCGCGAAUGUGCCGUGCGCUGCGGCGAUUUUGAGACAAUUUACCGUAUAGAUUGGGAACUAAUGAACAAGAAUUUUGUCAGCCGGCCUGACUGGAAAUAUGAUAUACAUCAAACCAUCGACGAAGUUUUACCCGAAAAACCUGUGAUAGUUUUGAAGGAUAAAGAUGUUGCUUCUUGUAUCUCGACAUCUUUCACGUUUAUUUCAUCAAGGGGAAACGUAGGCGAACUCCUUGAAGGCCAGCUCGUGCUUCGUUCAGAUAGUCGCAGAACUUCGGCGCCAAUAUAUCUCAGCGAGGUUAAGAUCACUUUUGAGGGUUGUUUACCCCCAAUUAGAAUACUAGCUGAUGACGACGCGGAGGCAUCUGAAGCUUCCCACACGCUUUCGUCGGUAGUGUUAGGGGAUGCGGUAUCGGUUCCAUCUGAUGACCAGACUCCAAAAGCCUGCACAGAGAUGAGAGGCAAUGCCAAUCUUUCACUUUUCGCAGGACAAACAAGUGCGGUCACCCUGACUUUGGUCCCCCGCGAGGCUGGCCAUGUUCGGGUGGCCUCGAUUACUUUGGUGGUGGCGGAUGAUAAAUUCGGCCUCACUUACACUAAUACCAACAGUUCCUACCCACAGCCUAGGCGGUGGACUAAAAGCAAAGGAGGCGCUAUCGCGAGGCGGAUUGGGAAGGAUAGAGAUCCCUCAUAUUGCCAUAUCCUGCCAAAACCGCCAAAGGUACUGAUCUCGGUCCCCGGCCUUCGUGAUAUGUACUACUCAGGUGAGAGAGCAGGGUUAAAUAUAAGACUUGACAACAAUGAGGAUGCAGCAGCGACAAUCGUUGUCGAGGUAAAGCUCAGCGGACGGUCAGAGUCCCUUGCUGCAAUAAGCUGGCUGGAUGGCGUUGACUCCGAUGAACAAUCUGAAGGAAUGUCAGCGUCUCAGACAACGGGAGCGACUACUGGUAUUACAACCCAGACUAUCCGGCGCAAAGUAGCUGAAAUAGGGCCAGGCGAGCACACCGUCCUACCAGCGGUUAUUAUCGAGGCGCCUCACCCGAUGCAAUACGACUUGGAAAUAAGUGCGUUUUAUCACCUUAACUCUGAUCCGGAAACUCCAAUAUCCAAGAUGAUCUCGCUAGAUCUGCCGUUUAUUCAGCCAUUUGAAGCGAACUAUAAAUUUCUCCCUCGACUACACCCUACGCCGUGGCCUGACUUCUUCCAUAUAGACGAAUCGAAGGACUCCAAGGAAUGGGACAGGCAACGGACCAACAUGCAACAACGAUGGCUGGUGAAUUCGACGUUGGUGUCAUUUGCACGGGAGGCUCUCCUCAUAGAAGAUGUUGCGCUGAGAGUCCUGAGCGAGGUAGCAGGCAAGGUGUGCUCCAUCACCUCGGAUGAAAGCAAACAGCCUGAGGAUAGGAGCAUUGGGCCAGAAGAACCUUUGAGCACCGAUUUCAUCGUCGACAUUGAACGUCUUGCGAUAGAUGACCGCCAGUCCGCCGCUCUGACUUUUGAGCUGGAUAUCAAAUGGCGUCGAGGUAUCAGCGAGCAAGAUGUUUCUAUAGCAGACGCACCCGAUCCCCUGCCGCCAAACGUAUCUCUUCCUCCAGAGACCGCGACGACAUCCCUGGCCAUCCCACGGUUUGUUAUACCGAUGAGCGAGCCUCGCGCUCUUGCAUCUUUAGGCGCGACCACAGGCCUCCCAGGUUUAAUUCAGAUAAACUACACGCUAGAAAACCCGUCUAUGCAUUUUCUGACCUUUAGCCUGACGAUGGAAGCUAGCGACCAGUUUGCGUUCAGUGGACCCAAGUCCCUCGCGGUGCAGCUUGUUCCGCUUAGCCGGCACACGGUGCAGUACAGCCUACUGGCGACGCGAAGGGGCGUAUGGAUACAACCGCAGCUCAUCGUAGUAGACUCAUACUACAACAAGACUUUGCAUGUACUGCCGACAGACGGCAUGAGAACGGACGAAAAGGGGCUCUUGGUGUGGGUGGACUGA